UGGUGUGAUGUCAAUAACCUGCGCCGUCCUGAAGAGGUGCCUGGCAGUGCACGUGGGCGGUAUCACGGAGGGAGGGUCCAUGGCGAGUUCUGUAGGGCUGGCGUUGUGCGGGCAGGCGCUGGUGGUGCGGGGCGGCAGCCGAUUCCUGGCCACCUCCACUGCGAGCAGCGAUGAUGGCAGCCUCUUCACAUUCGAUUGCAGUGCUGCAGAAAAGAAGGUGCAGGAGAAUAAAGGGGAGGACGGACAGCCCGUGGACCAGGGGAGUGACACGAUUCUGGCGUCCACCUUCUCCAAGUCUGGCAGCUAUUUUGCUUUAACUGAUGACAGUAAGCGUCUGAUUCUUUUCCGUACAAAACCAUGGCAAUGUCUGAGUGUCAGGUCUGUGGUGAGACGCUGCACGGCCCUGACCUUCACAGCCUCUGAGCAGAGGGUCUUGGUGGCUGACAAGUCUGGGGACGUCUACUCUUUCUCGGUGCUGGAGCCGCAUGGAUGCGGCAAGCUCGAGCUUGGUCACCUGUCCAUGCUGCUGGACGUGGCCCUGACUCCUGACGACCGCUUUGUGCUCACCGCCGACCGGGACGAGAAGAUCCGCGUGAGCUGGGCCGCGGCACCGCACUGCAUCGAGUCCUUCUGCCUGGGGCACACAGAGUUUGUGAGCCGAAUCAUGGUGGUGCCUGGCCAUCCGGAGCUGCUGCUGUCCUCCUCGGGGGACUGCACCCUGAGGCUCUGGGAGUACAGGAGCGGCCGCCAGCUGCACUGCUGCGACCUGGCCAGUCUGCAGGAGCCAGCCGAGCCUGAGGGCCACCAGAGGUUUGCUGUGUCCAGGAUUGCGUUCUGGGGCCAGGAUUGCUGCGUGGCACUUCUGUGUGACGGCCUCCCGCUCGUCUUCGUGUUCCAGCUUGAUGCCUGCAGGCAGCGGCUGACGUUCCAACAGCAGCUGAGGUUCCCGCACCGUGUGUGGGACAUUGAGUUCGAGGAGGCACAGGGGCUGUGGGUCCUGCAAGACUGUCACGAGGCACCCCUUGUGCUCUGGAGGCCCACAGGUGGCCCGUGGCAGCCUGUUCCUGACAGUGCUGUAUCCCAGAGACUCUGUGGUCACCUCCGAGGGAACUGGGCCAUGUUGGAAGGCGCUGCUGCUGUGGACGACGGCUUCCGAGGUCUGUACAAGGCCACCUUCGACAACACGAGUUCCUACCUGAAAAGGAAGGAGCAGCGGCUGCAGCAGCAGCAGGGGCGGAAGCGGCAGCAGAGCCCUCUGCCAGGGCCCCCAGGACAGUGCAAGAAGAUGUGCUGACCCUCGCCCCUGCUGUGCUGCCCAGUGUCUCCCUUGGGAGGAUGGGGGCAGCCCGAGGCCGCCGGCUCAGCUGCAGUAUUUGGACUGUGGCUUGUGUCAGCCUGACUGGUGAUCGGGCAGUGGAAGCACGUCCCUUCUGGUCGGGGUGCUGGCACUCACCCCACCCGGCUCAGUUUCCUCUGUACCCUGCUGCUGUCCAUGCCAGCCAUCCUCUCCAGACGCAGCUUCCUCUGGGGGGAUCCGCAGGUGCCACCAUGUUGUUUGGCUGUCUCGGUUGCCACCUCCAGGCAGCCUUUGAACCUUGAGCACAGUUGGGCGCUUGGUGACUCUGCAGCUCUGUGCCUGGCUGCAUCACAACCGGCCCCGUCUGGCCACAUGGAAGGGUCCUGUCAGUACUCUGGGGCUGGGAGGGCACCUGUGCAGGAGGGAACCCUGCUGCAGGCCUGGGCCUUGCCCCGUCGUGGGGACGGUUGGUGACGCUGCUCUUGGCUUUCCAGGUCUGUGACUUUGUGUACACGCAGGGCGCUGGGUUCCAACAUUUGUUGAUACAGGGGCACUUUCCUUCAGGUCUGGGGUGUAGCUGGUGUGCAGUCUUGAGCUCCUCGGGCAUGUGCCUUGAACAGCACUGGGGCAGCUGGUGGCUGGGCGUGUGGAUCCCAGAGCCAGGCCUGCCUACCACCCUGUGUCAGUGACAAGGUGGCCGCUCAGAGAUAGUCCUGCUGCAUAGUCCCUAUACUGCACCUUCCUAAGUGCCUUGGUUUGUGCACCACCUGGGGACAGUGCUGUUGAUGACCGGCAGGCUGCUGCCUUCCUGGCUCAGUAGGGGGAUUGUGGGUGUCUGCGUGGUCCCCAUACUCGGCUCUAGGAGACUCUGGCCUGGUCUGCCGGCGCUGGCUCUGUUGGGCUCCUCAGGGCUGGGAGGUGGCUCAGGGUGGGCUGCUUUGACUCCUGGCUCCACACACAACACACAUGCGUGGGUCUGCAGGCCGGGGCCUGGGGGCUGGGUCUCGCCUGCUGCUUGACAUGAGCUAGGCAUGGAUUUGUGGUUUCAAAAACAAGAGGAAAAGUAAUGUUCCUGAUGUGAAAAUCACGCUCAAAGCGUGGAGUCCACAAAUGCUGUACACUUCUGGACACAGCUGCUCUGCUGCGUGUUGACCGCAGAAACAGGGUGACAGCCCUUGAGGCUGCCAGGCCUGCCAUGAUCCAUGUGUGCCCUUCACAGAAGUUUCCUGGCCUAUUUUGAGAUCCCUUUAAAAAUGGGUAUUUUCAAUUCAGGAGGCUGAAACAGGAGGGUCACUGCAAGUCUUGAGACCUUGCCUCAAAAAACAUUGUAUAUUUAAAAAUCAGUCUGGUUGAAUUCUUCAGAAAACGCCUUCCUGGGUUCUGUUUUGCACCUGGUCCUCUGCCUGAGUCCAUCAUGCAUUUGCUUGGGCCAGGCUGAGUAUGCACCUGUGAGACCCAGCCCUUUCCCCAAGUGCCUCGGCAGAUCCUUACGUGGACCAGGAUCCAGCUCCACUGCCCCACUUCUGGGGCCCCUAGUUGGAGCUACAGGGCAGACGGGCCAGCAGCCAGGGGCGAAGGGGCCUUGCACCCCCACAUAGCUGCCCUCCCUGAGGUGCUCCUGCGGCCGCCUCUGGCUGUGCGCCGGGUCAGGAGUGGCUUCCUGCUCCUCCCUCAGUAUUCUCAGGGCUCCUGGUGCUGGCACUGAGUGGGCUUUGUUCCUGCCCAAGGCCUGGGUAUCCCGUGUCCCCGCACUCUCCUGUAUAGUAGGUGACAGUUCUGCGUUCCCCUCUGGCACAGCCCUGGUCCUCUCCAUUGUCCUGUCUGCCCUGCCCCUCAGCCGCUCCCUCCCUCAUGUGUUUCCCACUCUUUUCUGGGUGGCCUGGCCUGCUCACCUGAGUGUCACCUAGCUCUGCUACUGUCUGUUUUCUGUUCCUGUCGGGGACCCUCCUUGGGUUUGGUUCCACAUCUUCCGAUUAAAGGAGUUUGGCUGUGGCA
Molecule: messenger RNA, 3292 nt
Organism: Cavia porcellus (domestic guinea pig)
Lineage: Eukaryota; Metazoa; Chordata; Mammalia; Rodentia; Caviidae
Gene: Wdr4
Product: WD repeat domain 4
Exons: 11
Coding region: 8-1294 (428 amino acids)
Biological process (GO): tRNA modification; RNA (guanine-N7)-methylation
Cellular component (GO): cytosol; nucleus; tRNA methyltransferase complex
Molecular function (GO): protein binding
Source: RefSeq, a predicted model, not a curated record